Musca domestica (house fly) is the source of this 1519-nucleotide messenger RNA. Its product is annotated as fork head domain-containing protein FD4-like. NCBI's taxonomy places the organism in Eukaryota, Metazoa, Arthropoda, Insecta, Diptera, Muscidae. The transcript has a single exon. Bases 273 to 1439 code for a protein of 388 amino acids. Gene Ontology annotation, biological process: regulation of transcription by RNA polymerase II; cell differentiation; anatomical structure morphogenesis. The record is from RefSeq and is a predicted model, not a curated record. Gene Ontology annotation, molecular function: RNA polymerase II cis-regulatory region sequence-specific DNA binding; DNA-binding transcription factor activity, RNA polymerase II-specific.
GCAUAUUGUUUUGAGUUAACAAUGUUGUGUAUAUUUUCUCUUGAAAACAACUUGAUUAUUUUGCAUUAAAGCUAAGAAACAAAUCAGUAUUAAUGUAUCCCUGAAAUAAAAUCAAAAAUUCGUGUGAUAAGCCGGCGGAAUAGUUUUGUAUAAAAAUUAAAAUAUACUCCAAAAGAUAUAAAAAUAAAAAUUGAACUUUUAUCAUAUGCAUUUUUUAUUAUUUAGUAUGUUCGUAUAUACAUUUUGCACGAAAUUUUUCUAAAUCGGGAAAUAUGCCAAGACCCUCGAGGGAAUCAUAUGGCGACCAGAAACCUCCAUAUUCCUAUAUUUCAUUGACAGCUAUGGCAAUAUGGAGCUCACCAGAAAAAAUGUUACCAUUAAGUGAAAUUUACAAAUUUAUAACUGACCGAUUUCCGUACUAUCGUAGAAACACUCAAAGAUGGCAAAACUCUCUACGGCAUAAUCUAAGUUUUAAUGAUUGUUUCAUUAAAGUUCCUCGUAGACCAGAUAGACCUGGAAAGGGAGCCUACUGGGCUCUACAUCCACAAGCAUUUGAUAUGUUCGAAAACGGAAGUUUGCUCCGACGAAGAAAGAGAUUUAAGCUACACAAAAAUGACAAAGAUGUGUUAAACGACGACUUGGUAGCACUGGCUAAUUUGAACAGAUUAUUUUAUAGAAAUUCCAGUUUAAAGUGUAUUAACGAAAUUACUCCAUCAUUAGAUAAUGCAAUGUCUUCUCUAAUUACUGAGACACAUUUUUAUACGUCAAGAGUUCCAAUUAUGACCGUGGGAACACAACAACUUUCUUCACAUUCAUUGAAACCACAAGCAUCAGUAGGCAGUACAAUUAAUCACCAUCGACAUCUAUUGGCAGUGCCAUCGCCUGUUUCUGUAAAAAUGUAUCCCAGUUUGUCUUCACCAUACGAUUUCGACACAAACACAUUCCAGUAUAUCAAUUGCCGGCCAAAAAGAUCUUUUACAAUUGAGAGUCUUAUAACACCCGACGAAAGUAAAACUGCACAUAAACAUGAUGAAGCAUACAUAGAGAAAACAACCGACCACGCAGAUAAAAUUUUUAUGAAAAUGACUAAUAUUUCGGAAUCAAAAUCGAACCCUCCUUUACAAUUGCAAAUGUCAUCACCAAACUUAAUUAAGGACAACCCGAUCGAAACUGGCAUCAAAGAAGUGCCGGUUGCUCCUUUAUAUUCCCUUGCAGGUUCAUCAAAUGUUUUUAGUCCACCAUAUAAAAUUGGGGUUCAAAGUAAAUGCAGUCGAACAUCACAAUCCACUCCCACCCAUUCAUGUGAUGUAUCCAUGUCUCAUCCAAUGUUAAUGGUGCAAAACCCAGGGUGUAAUGUGGCGCUGAAUUACUUCUCAGAUACAAGGAAUCACGAUUAUAAAUCAAUAACUCAAGAUCAAAAAUGUACUUCAACACUGUAGAAAAUAUACGCAAAAAUAUUUAUUUAUGUACAUAGUUAAAUGAUAUAAAGCAAUAAUACAAUCGAAAAUAAAAAUAUAAA